AUGUGGGAAUGGGUUACGUAUCACGUUACCAAGAAACGGUUGAGUAGUGAGGUUGAACCUUCUACGCCACUUUUAACUGAUGAACAAGUUCAGAACUCUCUUGAAACUGGCUGUUUUCCGUGCUUACUACCUUAUAAGAGACGUAAAGGGGCUUGGGAUCAGCGGACUCCUGUUGCACAAAAGUUAGCUCCUUUGUCCUUUUUGGGUUGUAGUGGUGUAGAUGUUGUUGGCCUUAGUGGUGGUAUGUUUGUAUUUUGGUUUACUCCGCUGGGUUUGGUUCCUGUGUAUAGUUCUCAGAAUGUGUUUCUAUGUAAACUGGAGCAAGGAGAUGAAAUUAAGCAUAUUAUGUUUGUGUAUGGAUCGCCUCACGUGUCUUUUCGUUUGGAGGUUUGGAAUUUGAUUACCAAUAUUCUUGAAACCAUUCCAAAUGUUGUCUUGAUUGGUGACUUUAACCAAGUUGAGUAUCUUUCGGAUAAACUGGGGGAUAGCUCAUCUAUUCCAGGACAGAUGGAUUUUAUUAGUUGGCGUAUAGGGAUGGAUUUGGUUGAUGUUCCGUUUUCUGGUCCAAAGUUUACUUGGACUAAUAACAGGACUGAUUUGGAUCCGAUUUUUGAAAGGCUAGAUAGAGCCUACGCCUCUUCCGCUUGGUUGCUAGAUUAUCCUGACACAAGAGUUUUACACCAGCCUAUCUUGUUUUUGGAUCACGCAGCUAUCAUUCUCUCGGAUAUGGUGGAAUCAAGAUACUUAAAACGUCCUUACAGGGUGGAAAACUGGUUUGUCAGGGAACGGUUGCUAGCUUGGUGUAUCUCUCAUAAGAAGGCAUGGGGGAUUAAUUGGAAGACUUUGGUUUCAGAAGUUCAGCAAGCUUCUUUGGCAUUGUCCUCCCGUAUCGAUCGUUGCCUAUUUAUCACUACUAAGGACGAGAAAGUUGUAAAGGCACAAGCAGCUUUUCUCUUCUGGCGUCAACGUGCGAAAGUGAAAUGGGAUGCAUUAGGGGAUUUUCAUUCUCGUCUUCUCUUUUCCUUGGUGCAGUCUCAACGCCGUCAAAAUAAGAUUUGUGGUUUGAGAGAUUCGUCUGGUGUCUGGCAAAGAGAUCUCGAGUACAUUGCAUCUAUAUAUUUCAAUUUUUAUAAAGAUCUUUAUUCAGUCUCUGAUUAUGCUUAUACCCAAGAUUCUAAUUGGUGGGAUCAGUUGCACUUACCUUAUCUCUCUUCAGCUCAGCAACGGCUUCUUAUGGCUCCAUUUUCCGCUCAGGAGAUUCAGAGUGCUAUUUUUGGUAUCGAUGACAACAAAUCUCCAGGACCCAAUGGAUUUUCUUCAGCUUUCUUUAAAGCUCACUGGGCUGAUGUUGGUUCGUCUGUUGUUUCAGCGGUUCAGCACUUCUUUGCUCAUGGGUAUAUGUUAAAAGAAUGGAAUCGUACCUUCCUUGUUCUGCUUCCGAAAGUAGAAAAUCCUGAACUAAUUUCUCAGUUUCGGCCGAUUGGUCUCUGCAAUGUGAUCUAUAAGUGUGUUGCUAAGUGUCUCACAGGUCGACUUCGCUUGGUGCUGCCUAGUUUGGUGGCUGAUUACCAGAACGCAUUUGUUCUAGGUCGUCUUUUAUCGGAUAACACGUUGAUUGCUCAUGAGGUCAUUAAUUUUAUGAACAAUUCAAAGGCCAAGAAGAGGUUUUAUGCAUCCCACAAGUUGGAUAUGAAUAAAGCCUAUGAUCGGGUGUCCCCUACAGCAUGUGACAAUCUUAUGGCUCUCCUGACUGAGUUUUGCGGGUUAUCGGGACAAGUGAUUAACUUACAAAAGUCAUUCGUUAAGUUUCGCCCGAAUACGGUGGAAGAUUAUCGUGAUUAUCUUUCUAGUAGCCUGAAACUUCAUUGUAAGCCCUCUCUUGGUUCUUAUUUGGGGUUACCAGUUGAGUUCAGCCGAAGUAAGGUGGCUGACUUUGGUUUUCUGAUUGACAAAGUUGUUAAGCGACUUUCUGAUUUUGCGACUGUUGGUUUGUCUUCUGCUGCUAAGCUAGUAAUCAUUAAUUCGAAUUUGGUCGCUUCUUUCAAUCAUAUCUUGUCGGUGUUUAAAGUUCCUCCUUCGGUCUGUUCUCGCAUUGAUAUCUUGUUGGCUCGAUUUUGGUGGAAAUCUGAUUCUCAAUCUCGAGGUUUAGCGAUGCGUUCGAAAUCUCUUCUUCAUUUGCCUAAAGGGCUGGGAGGUUUAGGUAUACGUCAGUUGGAAAGCUUUAACUCUGCACUUCUCGCUCGGCAAUGUUGGCGCAUUCAUCAGCAUCCCCAACUUUUGGUUUCGAGACUGCUUACUGCUAAGUAUCCUUCCCUUCGUUCUUUUAAGACUCGAACGAUUCCUCGGUCUUCUUGGGGUUGUCGUAGCCUUUUAACUGGCCUGUCCACUCUUGAUCGGGCACUUCGCAUCAUGGCUUUGGAUCGCCCUCUUCAGCCGAUGGACGAUUUCGUCUACUGGAAGUUUUCUAGGAAUGGAUCUUUCACUACUAAGUCUGCUUACGCAAUGUUGCUAAGUCGUUCGGUGUCAUCUGAGGUCUCGGGUACAAUUCCGGCCACUUGGUGGAAGCACUUCUGGAGGUUGCCUCUUCUGCCAAAACUCCAGUGUUUUUGUUGGAAAUUACUUCACAAUGCGCUACCUCUCUCUGGGAAUCUGCAGCGCCGAGGUAUUUCGAUCGAUCCAACUUGUGUGUUCUGUUAUCAAGAACGUGAAACAUCAGACCACCUAUUCCGGGAUUGUUCAUUCACCUCUUAUCUUUGGGCUUGUGCUCCGAUAACCUUUUCUCCUUCUAUUUUGCAUGGGAAGCCUUUUAAUGAUUGGUUUGUUGAUACAGUCUCUAAGCUCCGUUCCUCUCGGAAUUGGGACGUUUUGGCCUCUUUUGUAUCCUUUUGUUGGGCAGUCUGGAUUGCGCGUAACCAUAAGAUUUUUAGACAAGCAGUGUUGUCUCCCGGCGUGAUUUUCCAUUUGAUGCAGGAUUGGAUCUCUAGGAGUGUUUUAGCACAAGGGUUCAGGUCCCUGGUUCGCGAGUUCAGGUCCCUGGUUUGCUCGCUAGGGAAUUCAUCUCUCACUACUUCGGUAGCUUCUGAUUCAUGCUAUCUACAGGGCUCCUCUGCCUUUGACGUCUGCCUUCUUUUUGACGGGGCUUGGAGUUCUAAGAAUCUUAACGCAGGAGCAGGUUGGAUUUUUAGGGAAGUGUUUUCAGAUUCUGUGUUGGGAGGUGGCUCUAGAGCUUGUCACUCCUCUUCGGCCCUUCAGUCUGAGUUACAGGCAUGUUUGUGGGCUCUUCGGGCUGCUGGUCGUCGAGGCUUUCGUCGUCUUCUUAUCUACUCUGAUUGUUCGAAUCUUUUUUCUCUUCUACGAGAUGGUGGUGAUGAAGAUAUUUCUUGCCACUGGUUGCUUCACGAGAUUCGGCUUUCUGUCUUGCAGUUCUCUAUUUGCAAACUUCGCAAGGUUCCUCGUCAGUGGGUUGCCCCUGCUCACUGGUUGACUGCUCAGGCUCGUCGUCGGCAAUUGCUUAGUUGGGCCUUCUAG
Molecule: messenger RNA, 3528 nt
Organism: Chenopodium quinoa (quinoa)
Lineage: Eukaryota; Viridiplantae; Streptophyta; Magnoliopsida; Caryophyllales; Amaranthaceae
Exons: 5
Coding region: 1-3528 (1175 amino acids)
Molecular function (GO): nucleic acid binding; RNA-DNA hybrid ribonuclease activity
Source: RefSeq, a predicted model, not a curated record